Aspergillus fischeri NRRL 181 is the source of this 1635-nucleotide messenger RNA. Its product is annotated as putative amino acid permease. Gene Ontology annotation, molecular function: amino acid transmembrane transporter activity. Gene Ontology annotation, biological process: amino acid transmembrane transport. The record is from RefSeq and is a predicted model, not a curated record. Lineage: Eukaryota; Fungi; Ascomycota; Eurotiomycetes; Eurotiales; Aspergillaceae. Gene Ontology annotation, cellular component: membrane. The transcript has a single exon. The coding region runs from base 1 to 1635 and encodes 544 amino acids.
AUGCCUACUGAAUCAGAAUUAGGGAUUCGACUUACAGAAGGAGAGGGGUCGAGUGCAUCUGAUGGGGACAUAGCGUUCAUCAGGCGUGGCUUCGGAGAAGUACAAGCUGUCCGGCAAGGCCUGUACCAGCGGCACAUCCAGAUGAUCGCUCUUGCUGGUACAAUUGGCACCGGUCUAUUCCUCAGCUCUGGCCAAGCACUCGUAACGGCAGGCCCACUGGGUGCAUUUCUUGCCUAUUCGAUUGUUGGCCUUGCUGUUUCGAGCGUCGUCCUGACUGUCGGAGAGAUGGGUGCGUUAGUACCCCUUAGCGGCGGUCUCGUCCGAUAUGCUGAAUACUUCUUCGACCCGGCCAUGGCCUUUGCCAACGGAUGGAACCAAGUAUACUUAUACUCGGUCACUCUCCCUGCUGAAAUAGUGGCAGCCUCAGUGCUGGUUGAAUUCUGGAUCACCGUCAACAACGCAAUCUGGAUUACCGUCUUCAGCGUGCUGGUGCUCAUUACUGCGCUGGUGUUCGUCAGAAUCUAUGGGGAGCUGGAGUUCUCAUUCGCCAUCUUGAAAAUCCUGCUAAUCAUUGGAGUGAACAUCAUGGCACUGGUGAUUACUUGCGGCGGAGGACCAGAUGGAGAAUCCAUUGGUUUCAGAUACUGGAGAGACCCAGGGCCUUUUGUUCAGUAUCUGGGGAUCAAAGGUUCCCUUGGCGAGUUCCUUGGUUUCUGGACAAGUCUAAAUAAUGCCAUCUUUGCAUACUCGGGAAUCCAGAAUAUCACGAUCCCCGCGGCUGAAACCAAGUCUCCACGACAAUCAAUACCAGAGGCAACCAAGCGCGUCUUGUACCGCAUCUUCCUCUUCUAUGUCCUGUCAAUCUUUAUGAUGGGUUUGGUUGUGCCUUCUAAUGAUCCCACUCUUCUGCAACUGACUGGCACGGCUUCUCAGUCCCCGUUUGUUAUCGCUGCUCGCCGGGCAGGGAUCAAGACGGUACCCUCAAUCAUCAACGCUGUUAUCCUGACUUCCGCCUGGUCUGCUGGCAAUUCAUACAUCCUUUUUGGAUCCCGGAUUCUCUAUGGCAUGGCGGUCCAUGGCCAUGCUCCUGCCGUAUUCGAAAGGCUGAACCAGUUCUCUGUCCCUUAUGUGGCUAUUAGCUGUAUCGGGCUCUUCAUGUGCUUGGGAUAUAUGUCUCUCUCCCACUCGUCAACCAUAGUCUUUCGAUGGCUGCGUGAUAUCGUGUCAGUUGCCACAUUAGUAGACUGGAUAAUCGUCUGCAUAGUCUACCUCCGAUUCUACUACGGUUGCAAGAAGCAAGGCGUCGACCGACACAAAGAGCUUCCAUGGGCUGCGCCCUUCCAGCCCUACUUUACCUGGGCAUCGCUGAUCCUUUUCACCCUCUUGCUUAUUACUGGUGGCUUUAGCACAUUCAUCAACGGCCACUGGGAUACCGAAACCUUUGUCUCAUCGUACAUCAACAUCCCCAUCGUCCUUGGUCUCUAUUACGGGUACAAAUUCUGGAAGAAAACGCACAUCAUCGCUUUGGAGAAUAUACCGCUGGUCGGUCUAAUCCAGUUCUAUCUGUGCCAUGAUGAAGACGAACCGGAACCACAGCCUAGAAAGGGGCUCGCGAAGUUUAACAUUCUUUGGUAG